This is a messenger RNA of Eimeria maxima, 4284 nucleotides long. Its product is annotated as helicase conserved C-terminal domain-containing protein, putative. The record is from RefSeq and is a predicted model, not a curated record. Bases 1 to 4284 code for a protein of 1427 amino acids. Gene Ontology annotation, molecular function: nucleic acid binding; ATP binding. The transcript is spliced from 7 exons. NCBI's taxonomy places the organism in Eukaryota, Apicomplexa, Conoidasida, Eucoccidiorida, Eimeriidae.
AUGCGCCAUGCUUCAGACAGACCUGCCAACUUCAGACAGACGGUGAGUCAUCCUUCGCUCAUAAAUCACAAAUUAUCGGAGCAACUUGACAAUACACAGCCUUAUCCCUCGUUAAAAAGGGCUAGGAGCUUAUUCGCUAAGAGAAGUACUCUUGUUAUGGCCUUUUGGUAUGGUAAAUCGAUGCUACAAUUUCCUCAAUCCGUUGGGGGCCCACUCUGGGGGGCCCUCUGGGGGCCCUGUAUCGAGGGCCUUUUCGGGGUCAAUACCCCGCAGCGAAUCGACGGGUUGAUAGUUGUGCGUUCCACUUGUGGCUUUGCUGCCGAACUCGUUGCGUUUCAGCACGAGUUUCGCCAUCAUUCGAACAUUGGCGUCUGCCUUUUCUUUCCUUCCUCCCAUGUGAAGCCUGAUUUUUCUACUCGGAUAGGUAAAGAACUCGCCAUUGUUGAGUACAACCUCAUGCAGCUGAGAGGAUAUACAGCACUGAGCGGGAGGUGGGGUAGACAACAGCGAGUAGAGAAAAUAAGAAAACCAGCAGUUUUCUUGCGCAACACCCGGGAUUCCGUGGCGUUGCUUUCGCGGUGUUUCUCGCAGUCGUUGCAACACAAACCCUCUGGGCAAAUAGUUGCGGCCUUGCGCCCACAGUUGUCUGCAUCAACUGAUGCUUCCACUGUAGCCUUUUCUUCCCCCUUCUCCGCCCCCGUCACUCACUACGCAAAUCUGCAGUGCCUGCAGACCUCGGAGCCCGUAUGUAGCAUUCACCCUCUGGAGCAAUUGCUGCGCAGUGAGGGCCCCCACGAGCCAUGGCUCCCCUUGCUGCAGGAGACCUGCAGGGGUCUCCCAAUUCCCAAACAACGCGCGUGGGGGGGCUCUUACAGGGAAAUAGUCAUAAAGACUUUGCCGCGUCCUCUACGGCUUGAGCUAACGGAAACAGCACAGGAGGGGGUUCCAACAGCAGCUGCCGCAGUGGGAGCGGAGGAGGGAUUUGGGGCAGUAUCAGGGUCUCUUGUUCAGCGAGAAUCCGCCUCCGCUGUGCAUGCAGGUGCCAUACCGCAGGAAGUCCUUCUGGGCUUGUCAAGAGGUGCAAAGAUCACGCAUCUGCUGCCGGUGCAGCAAGUCGCGCUGCCGCUGCUGCUGCAUCCCCAGAUAGAUGUGUUGCUUGCAGGGCCGGCACGAACCGGUAAAUCCGUUGCAGCAGCACUGGCACUUGUCUGCCACCUAAUAGAAGCCAUAGACGGCCAGUAUACCUCUUCGCCGAGCUCCCUCAGAGCGUCAGAAGGCCUCAGAGGGGGCCUUGGGGCGAGGGGGAGGGCCGCUGGGGUCCCGGAGGUGGCGUCAUUGGAGUGUAUACGUGCUCUGUUCAUAACUCCAACACGAGAUAUGGCGGUACAGACGCGGAAUUUGUUGCAGGCAUUGGGUCGCUACAGCGGGUUGCGCGUGGAAGUGUUGGUGGGGAGAGGCCCCGGUGAAGGGGGGUCUGGGAGGGCCCCUUGGGAGUGGUUUGAGGCUCUGUUGCAUGCGCAGCCUCAUGUGGUUGUCUGUACUCCUGGAAAGAUGGAGGAGUUCGUUUCCUUUAUGCUUGCUGCGAAUUACAAGGGCUUAAAGAUACCUUGCACUAGACCUCAGGCCGAUACACCUCACAUGCUAUCGAAUUGCAAAUUUUUCAUUAUUGAAGACGCACCUCUGCAGCUGCAAGAGCCUUCCAUGAUGACAGCCCUGGCGAAAAUGAAGGAGCUAUUACCAGUGGCUCAUAAGUCUAUUCUGCUCUCCAGCAGUUUGUCGUGGGAAGUUCGUGGAAGUGCCUCGCGGCUGAUGAAUCUUAACUCCUUCUGUCUAAACGCAGUCGAGUACUGCGAAGCCCUCACAGCUGCUCGCUUGAUACCGCCCCUGCUCCCUCUAUCAACGGAAGCAGGCAGCACCAAUUCUGCCCAACAGCGUAGCAGCAACUGGACCUCUGCUGCGCUCAACGAACAGACAGUAAAUACUGUAGAGGCUUCAGGGAGUGCGCAAGGGCCCCCCUGGCUCCUCACAAGUGGGAAAGUGGGGUCCCCCACAGAAGAAGAAUGUAGUUUUCCUGAUAUGCCUGCACCUGAGGCUCUCAAUUCCAAGAACUCUCCUCUCAGACCUCCCCUAGCUGGGGGGCCCUGUUCAGAGGGGCCCAUGGGUUCUUGCAAAAUCUUAGGUGGCCGUGCGAAUUCGGGAGGCAUUUUGCAUUUGGCACACCCGCAUGCAUUGUGGGGCCCCAAACGCAGUGAGGAGUUUAUUCGUAAGAAGAAGUUCCAGUUGGGGUUUGGAGACUCCUUGCGUUUCCCUGUAGUGGGGUGUCAGGAGCCAGAGGCACUUGAGGGCAUGGGGAGACGGGUGAUUGUUAGGGAGGGGUCCAACCGUUCACCAGAAGAGUUCGUGUUGUACCCGCCGGAGCUGCACGCACAUUUCCUGUUUAAUGCCUUUGCAAGAGAAGCGGCUGCUGCACAAUCCAAUGCACGUGCAGCUGAAGAGAGGGGCCUCGAAGCCGCCUCUCGAAGGGUUUUUGUCUUCUUUAACAGCGCCAGAAGUCUCCAGUUUCACUACGCGUUCUUCAAGCAUUACCUUUUCCCGAAUGUGAACAAAAUCCUUGCUGCACAGCAGCUGCAAAAGACAGGCGAGAGGCAGCUUUGUAGCACCAACAAUGCAAUUAACAAUAGCAGCAACAGGGGCAGCAGCAGUGGCAGAAGCAGCAACAGCAACAGCGGCAGCAGCGUCAGCAGUGUUGUUGAUGCGGCAUGCUUUGGAGUGUUAGAGGAGAGGGCCUGGUGGCCUGUGGGUGCCCCUCUUCCUCAUUUCUUUGCCCUACACAGCCGUUUGUCAGGAGAGAAGAGGAGAGCAGUCGUCGACGCUGUUGCUUCUGAGACACCUGAAUUCAUAGGUGGAAAACAGCAGACGAGACACAAAGCUCUGAAAAUUCUAUUUUGUACUGAUGUGGCGGCUGUGGGAGUGCAGCUCGGAUCCCCAUCUCUUCUCCUGCAGGUUGGGGCCCCCAAAGACACGGAUCUUUACGUCCAGCGGGUUGUAAGGGCCCCCAGGUGGAGAAUUCGCUGGCAAGGGCGCAAGCUUUUGGCUCUCAGUGACUUAGACGGGCAUUUCUUGUUUGAAGCAUAUAAGGAGGGUCUUCCGCUCCAGGAGUUGUCUGCUGCUGAGACGUUACAGCUGCUGCAGCCUAAUCCGUUGCUUGCUGCUGCCAUGGGUGCCGAUGAGGGGGUCCAAUCAUACAGACAAGCUGCUAACCGCCUCGCCGCUGCUCUUUCGGCAGCGCACACAAGCAGCAACGAGCAUCAUGCUGCUGGUGCUGGAGCUCCUGUUGCUGAUUCUGAUGCGGCAGCCUGUGCUGCCGAUGUUGCAGCUCCUGCAGCUGCCACUUCAGCUCCUGCUUCUGCUGGUGCUUCAACUGCAGAGACAGGCACAUUUUCUGUUGCAGAUACUGCUCCUGCCGGCGCUUCUGUGGCGGCGCAUGCAUCAGAAACUGCUGCAGUUCCUGUUGCGGCGGCAGCUACCACCGCAGAUCUCCGGAGGCCUCCUGUUCCUUGCGAAGGGGAGAAGACGUGUACCAGUGAUUCGCAUUUGUCCAAACACUCUUUGGUUGCAAGUACCUCACAGAACUCGCCAGAUAGCUUUUGCGGGAGGGAAAACGGGGACCAAAUACCCCACGAGAGGGUUAGCGGGGGUUCCCUAAUGACGGCGGUGGGCCCCUUGGUGGGCCACCGUCCUGUUUGGGAAGAUAAGGGGCCCCUGAGGGCCUCUUGUGAGCUAAUGUACCGGUCCUUGUUGGGUUGGUACGCCAUGCAGUGCAACCGCCUUAAAUAUCAAAAAUGGCAGGUGCCUUCCUUCAUCAACGCAAUCUUGUUGUCAUUUGGCGUUGAGGCCCCUGCUGUGACGAAGCAAAUGGCGGCAAGGCUGCAGCUGCUGGCAGCUCCUGGGUUAACGGUGGACUAUUACGCCGCCACAAAGACAGAGUUGUUGGCUUGUUUGCCUUCAUGUGCCGGCUUUCGUUCUCGUUACCGCCAGCUGCGUUUAGAGAAGCCCCUCGAAGAGGCUGUCUAUGCAGCGUAUGAUUCCUGGGGAGGAGAGAGCUCACCCAGAACCGCAGCAGAAGCCAAAGAAGCAAAUCAAAAGGACAAGGGGAUCAUCGAUCUAGAAACAUGUAGCGAUACGGAGUGUACAGACAUCCCAGCCUUUGCAAAACAAAAGCUAUACCCCCCAAAAGUGCCUUGGGAAUUCGGUCAAAAGAGCAGUAGGCGAACAGCGCAGUAA